Xiphias gladius (swordfish) is the source of this 2355-nucleotide messenger RNA. Its product is annotated as kelch-like protein 23. The coding region runs from base 391 to 2088 and encodes 565 amino acids. Lineage: Eukaryota; Metazoa; Chordata; Actinopteri; Istiophoriformes; Xiphiidae. Gene Ontology annotation, molecular function: protein binding. The transcript is spliced from 4 exons. The record is from RefSeq and is a predicted model, not a curated record.
GAACCUGUGACAUCCUUCCAUACAGUUUCUUUAUUUUCAGUGUGUCUUUCUCACAGCCAGCCCAGUCCCGAGCCCAAAUUGCUCCAGUCCUCAUCGCAUGGAUAAAGUUCACACUGACCGCGAGGGAGGGUUUGUAUCCACUUACCGCGCAUAUACUCGAUUGUGCCGUCCAGCACCAGGUUCAACAGAGGAUCAAAACCUUUCAGGACACCGCUGGCUAAGAGGGAGAUAUACAUCGUUAAGCUUGCAUUAGUCAAGAACAAAUAACUGGCUUCAAGCCAAUAGUCAGUCAGGGGGAAAGUCUAUUAAUACCACCAGCUGCUGUGUUGUAAACCAGAAGGAGGCCGAGCCACUGUGCAAACUACGGCUGGCGUGGCUGUUUGUUGUGUCAUGGCCUGCAGAGCUGACACUGAGCCGACACUUCAGAGCUUUAGAUUGACAGUAUUCUCUGAGCAGAUGAACCAACUGGAGGAGGAUAAAUCAGCUUUACAUGUGAAAGACUCUGAGCCUGAUAUCCCUGAUGCUACUCUACAGGUAGAAGGUGAGAGUUUUUAUGUCAACCGUCAAUGUCUGGCCCACCAGAGUCCCUACUUCAGGGCUCUGUUCUUUGGCUUUGGUGUAGAGAACAGCAAAAGGAAAGUUGAAAUCAAAGGUGUGGGCGUGCAGCCUUUCAGGGUCUUGAUGGAACAUAGCAGGACAUUCAGGCUGGCUUUGGACAGAGAAAAUGUUCUUGGGAUCCUUGAGACUGCAGACUUCCUCCAGCUUGAGCGAGCCAGGCUUUUGUGCUGCAAGUUCCUGGAGCGUGAGCUGCACCUCAGUAAUUGUUUGGGAAUGAUGGCUUACGCCUGGCAGCUGGGCUGCAUACAGCUCUACACCGUAGCACGACAGGUGGUACUCACGCACUUUUCUGCUAUCGUCGCUGAAGAGGACUUCCUGUCCCUAUCUAAGGAGACCGUAGCAGAUCUUCUCGCCAGUGAUGACCUGGCCAUCCAGACGGACGAUCUGGCCCUGGAGGCCAUCCUACGCUGGGUGUCAUUUGACCCUAAACGAGAAGAACACUUUCUGGACCUCAUUGAGCUGAUUAGACCUGAGUCUCUCUCUUUACCAUUUAUCACUGAACUUUUGACCCAAAUGAAAAGCUCUGACCCAAGGGCCAAGCUCAUCUGCAUGCUGAAUGAACAUUUCCCAGCAACUUGGUCAAUGGGCAGGUCAAUGAAGAGGACCAGGGCCAGAGAGACCCUGUUUGUUCUGGGUGGACCUCACGAUCAGGAGCAACAGGCACUGUACCAAUUUCACCCUCUCAGUGGUAGAUGGCAGAGCUGCGCACCUCUGCAGAGGAAGAACCUCACACAGUACUCGGUAGCUGCAGUAGGAGACAAUGUGGUUGUGACAGGUGGUUACUUCCGGGAAGUGCUGUGGUUCAGCGUGGACUGGGUCAGGAUAUACGAAUGUGGGAACCAGUGCUGGGUGGAUGCACCAGCCCUGCAGAAGUCCAGGCACAGCCACUGCUCCAUGGGGCUGGACUCAGUACUGUAUGUCCUGGGUGGAAGUACGGAUGAAGGGCUUUUGGCCGAUGUCGAAAGGCUGGUCCUAGGGUCAGUGGAGGGUUGGGAGGAGGUCAGCCCCAUGGUUAGGGCUGUGGAGAGGGCAGCCACUGUGGCUCUGGGGUUGUGCAUCUACGUGGCGUGUGGCCUGGAUGAAAACGGAGAGGUGUAUAAUGGAAUUCAGAGGUAUAUGGUGAAAGAGGAUCAGUGGGAUGUGGUCUCCUAUUCUCCAUUUCCACGAUAUGACCUGGUUGCAACUGAGCUCAACAGUGCCCUCUACCUGUUCGGAGACCAAACCUUGCGUUUUGACGUGGAGACAGAUGAGUGGACUGUGCUGGAGGAGAAAUAUCUGGACAGGAAGUUUUUCUGUGGCUGCACCACUGCCAGCGGCCAGAUAUAUCUGGUCAGUGAGAGGAAGUGUAACAAAGCAUCCUCAAACAUGGUACUGAUAGACCCUUACAUAGACACUUGCAUUGAGGUAGAUGAUGCCAUACCCUGCCCUGUGCCCCUCAGAGGGUGUGUGACCAUGAGAAUGCUCACGUGAUGGUGUGUGAUGUGACUGACUUAAAUGCAUUAAUCUACUCUACAUAACACUAUAUGUAUUUAGGCAUACCAGAAAUGUCAUUCUUGUCUUGAAAAGCACUUGUCUAAUAGAUUUUUAUGUAAGAGGUUGUGAUUUCUGGGUGAAUAAAUUCAGAAAUGAAAAGCUGUUUCAUAAAAGCUUCAAUACAAAAAUGGACUGAAUUAACACAUUCAAAACUAGUAAAGCAGACAAAAUAAGGUAUCAGUGCUAUCAUCUUCAAUAGAAGUA